UCAGUCCGGGCUUGUUUUAACAUAACCGGGGGGGACUUCGACAAGCCAGAGAAAAAAGAAAAAAAAAAAAAAAGAAGGGAUAAUGUAGUAAAUAAGCCGCCGUGGCUGUUUUUAGGGGGGGGACCCGGCUGUGAGCUGAGAUGUUGCAGCAUAAUGGAGAUUUGCUGGUGGUUUAGUGUGUGAGGUGACAGUUUGAGAGGGCCGCUGCUGCUGCGGCUGAAGCCGAGAAUGAGCGCUGCGCCUCGGCCUGCUCCCCGCGCCGCGGCCGCUCUGCCGCACAUCCUCCACACAGGCUCCGUGCCACACUAUCACACAGCCGCUGCCGCUUUCCCGGCGACCCACGUCCAAAUGGAUAUAGGCAUGACAACAUGAAUCAGUCUUACAGACCGGGUCUUAGGGUCGGCUCAGUGUUUGGUUCCAGCCAGCCAGAGCUGAGGCCCCACAGUGACCCUUUAGGGACUUCCUAUGGAAACCAGUGUGGCAGUGUGAAGCGUGGAUCGGGCCAGGUGCCAGCCCUGCAGCUGCCACCCUCCAACCUCAAACAGCCUGCCUUUCUGGGGUAUAAUCAGCCGGAGCCGCCUCGCUACUACAGUCCGCAGAGGAGGCCGCAGCACCUGAACAACACUGCACUGAACAAACCCGACCUAGAUCGGGACCUCCCUUUUCGGAAGAACUUGAACUGUGCAAGUCCAAUCAGCGAUGAGGAUGAAGAUGAUGAGUUCGAGGCACCGUCGGUACAGCUGCCUCCUUCUCCGGGUAGCAGUGAGAUGGAGUCUUUCGAGGCCCUGCAGGAUGCGAACAGAAAUGGCUUCUCCCCUAACAGUCCCGACAGCUUUGAGCGCUGCUCUCCCAUCCCGAAUGGGUGCCUGCAUUUUGAGUCCACGCUGUUUGACAGCACAGACGUUAAGGAGGAGGACGAGGAGGGCGAGCGUGAGGGCGGUGAGGGCCUCGCGCCCUUUCGCCGCGCCGCAGACUCGGGCCAGGGCCGAACUGUUACAGAGAGUGAAACCACAUGCAACUCAGGGCAGGACAGAAGAACAUACAAACCUACAGUCUUUAAUCUGAUGUCCAAAACAAUUUCUGAACUUAAUCCUACACUAAGCCCCAGCGCACUGCCAGAAAUCACUAUGGGGGACACGUGGAGUUUGGGUGAGGAGUCGGACAGUGAUGCUGAACUCACCUCUCCGGUCGACCCAGGACUCAUCUCACCAGCGGGCACCAACUCUAAUUCCAACAGCCCAAAGAAAAAGCUUCUCCAUGCAGUGAAAUACUUGGCAGGGGACUUGGUGUGGGCCAAAUUCAACAGGCGGCCCUGGUGGCCGUGCAGAGUCGUCUGUGACCCAGAACUGGGGCUUCACACUAAGAUGAAAGCUCCAAGUCUCCGUCCUUGUCGGAUGUAUUUCCUGGAGACGAUCGGGGAGGUUGCAGAGUGUUCCUGGGUCCCAGCGAGUGUCAUUCUUGCUUUUGAGGGGGGGCAUCAGUUUGAAAACCUUCCUGUGCUUCGGCGGAGAGGGAAACAGAAAGAUAAAGACUACAAGUACACGAUUCCAAAAAGUUUGCUGACUGCGUGGAAAGUGGGCGUGGCGGAGGCUGAGUUUCUACUCCCUGGUCGUCAAAAGAAGAGUAAAGGUGAACUUUCAGGAUCCAUCAAUGGAGAGGAACGCAUGCUCAGCUCUCCCCCCACUGAAAAGACAACAGAGUCUCCCUCUGUUGACCCAACUGCUCCACCGUCACCCGGCCGGCCCCCCAAUGGAAAUGAGCCCCAUCUCGUCAAGAACUCUACCGUUCAAACAGUCAAGAGCAAAGGUUUCAAGAAGAAAAAGAAAUGUUUGUCCGACAUAUUUGGUCAUAUAGUUGGAGGAUCAAAGGACUCCGGUGCCGUUGCAAACGUGGCAGGCCAGGUUCAUACAACACACGCACUGAAAGAAGAGCCCAAGGACUCGCCUUAUGCUGAUCUGGAGUCGGUUCCAAUGCUGCAUCGUCCUAAACGCACAUCAGUCUCUCCAGUACGGGAUAAAGCUGCAGCGGCCAGGAAGGAAUCUGGUUUGUUGAAACCUAAGAAAUCAACUGAGAAAGUGAACCGGUGUUCGAGUUCCUCUGAUUCCUCCAGCGUUGUUAAAAAUAAGUUAGCAUGUAAAAAUGCUGAACAGAGUUUGGGCAGCGGCGUUGAACUGUCUUCCAGUUCAAGUGAAAAACACUGUGGGUCUCUUCCUGCCAGCAGCCGUCUGAUGACGAGGGCUCUCAAGGCAGAGGAGGAAACCGACCUCAAAGAUGCGCUGGCUGCAAGCCAGAUCUCAGCAGACGCCUCCACUGAUGAUUGUUCUCAUAACUCACCUGCCAAUACCGCAAUCACAAGUGAAACGUCGCCUCAUUGGGAAUGCCCCAGACACGCGUCGUUCUCUGUAAAUCACAGCUCUCCAAAACGCCGUGCGAGGAAGCUUGAUAAGAAACUGAUCCGGAACGGCUCGCUGAUUAAGUCCAAGUGUGAGGGUUUAAGUGAACCUGCUUUCCAACCAGUUAAGAUCAAAACAGAAAACAGCCUCCCUGAUCCAUCAACUACCUCAACAGCUUUGUCUCUGCAUCAAAUGGACACGUUCCAGGAUGUCAAGGAACUAACGUUCAAGUCUCUUGUGAAGGAGGACAGCAGCGACUCGGACCCGUCGCUGUUUCGACCUGAUUCCAAUUAUAGAUACAGUACUAUCCUGAUGCUCUUGAAGGACAUGCACGAUACCAGAGAAAAAGAAGGCAAGCCUCUGAUGAUCCCGCCAUCCCCCGCCUUAAUCAAGGAGGAACCCCUGAUAAUCCCCACCUCGACAGGGCGUGACCCACAGAACGGUUGUCGUGUUGGUUUAACACACGGGAUCAAAUUAGAAAAUGGCCAUUCGGGGAAAUCUCCGUCGUCUCAGGGUACGCCGUCGAAAACCAAGGCUAGGACGAAGGCUAUUAUGAAAGCCGGCGCCUACCACUGUGAAGACUUUCCCGCCAACUCUCAGAUGGGUAGUGCCGAAAAGCAGCGUAGGAAGCAGAGACUUCCCGCCAAACUAAAAACCAGGAUACCCGGCCUGUCUUCGGACCUGGCUGAUAUCGCCUACGGCAGGGAGUUCGUCAGCGGCCACGCUGACUUGGCCAAGCCGGGAUCUGGCCCCCUCAUUGCUGCUGACCCGCCUGCCAGCUACCUCGACAAGAACUCUGACACAUCGAUGGCUCCAAAGAAGCGCUGGCAGGUGGCCGGGGAGGCCGCCGAGGUGAAGCGUGACGUGGUGAGCGAGGCGCCGGCUGUGGUGGAGUGUUUGAUGGCGGGGGCUCCACCAGAUCUUGAUCUGGGAGCUGACAAGCAUGCGGAGAAUGACUCGCAUUCCUCAGACACAGGCAGCAUGACAGGAAACGUAGAGAACAAACGCCUCCGCAAGCCGACUAAGAGACUCCUGGAAUCAACUGAAGAAUAUGAACAAAUAUUUUCCCCAAAAAAGAGGUCGAAGAAGCCCACCUCCGAGACUUGCAAAAUGGACACUUCAGGGACACCGGCCCUCCGUGAAUUCCCUGCACCAGAGGGGGUCAAUACCUCAACCUCAUCGUCAGUAGAGGCCACCGAGACUCAGGCAGAGAUGGAACCAAGUCCCUCUCAGGGUGAGCUUUCUCCUGUAGCAUCAUCAGCACAUCCUGCCACAACCCAACCGAGUGUCGACACAGAAGCAGCAGAGGAAACAAAUCUAUCUCUUGAAUCAGAGGUGGUAGUUCCAGAAAGGAGGCGGCCGAGGAAGCCGUCUCACAGGCUGCUGGAUUGCUCAGUGGAGGAGGUGUCUGCUGCUCCUGCAAAGAGGAAGCAAAAUAUGGGCAUCACAUCAGAAGUGAAGGUGGUAGUCAAGAAAACGCAGUGUGCAUUUGUGAAGAAAGAAAAGCCGGCGUCCGCCACACCCUCCGCCCCCGCUGCUACCUCCAAGCGUGCAGAGAGCAGGUCUCCGAGCCCCCGGCAAUAUAAGACCCCCAAGCAGGAGGCGGAGAUGGAGCCCUGCAGCACUGAAGACAAGCCAAGUGCACACAGUGGAAUACUAACUCCCAAACUGGAGGUGGUACCGUCUAGUUCGAACGGCAGUCUCUCCUCUCAGGUGGAUGUAAAGGGGAGAUUAGGAGCUACGUCCUUGAGGGAGAAUGUGUGUCAGGUGUGUGAGAGGACGGGAGACCUGCUGGUGUGUGAUGGCCACUGCUAUGGAGCCUUCCACCUGCGCUGCAUUGGCUUGUCUGUGGCUCCCAAAGGAAAGUUCAUCUGUCAGGAAUGCAAAACUGGUGCUCACACAUGCUUUGUGUGUAAGAAGUCUGGUAACGGGGUGAAGCGCUGCAUCAUACCAGUCUGUGGGAAAUUCUACCACAGCGACUGCAUCCUGCCCUACUCAGCCGCCCAGUCCCAUAACAAAGGCUUCCGCUGCCCACUGCACGUGUGUCUGUCCUGCCACAUCGCCAACCCACUCAACAUCUGCAGCUCCAAAGGUCGGUUGGCUCGGUGUGUGCGCUGUCCUGUGGCCUAUCACGCCAACGACAACUGCAUAGCAGCAGGCAGCCUGGUACUGGCCAACAACAGUUUCCUCUGUCCCAACCACUUCACUCCCCGCAAGGGCUGCAAGAACCACGAACACAUAAACGUGAGCUGGUGCUUUGUCUGCUCUGAAGGCGGGAGUCUGCUGUGCUGUGAAGCCUGUCCUGCUGCUUUCCACCAGGAGUGUUUGAAUAUGGAAAUGCCUCAGGGCAGCUGGUUCUGCAACGACUGCAAAGCUGGAAAGAAGCCUCGUAUUAAGGAUAUACUGUGGGUCAAGUGGGGGCGUUAUAGGUGGUGGCCUGCUGAAGUCUGUCUGGCUAAAGAUGUCCCGAAUAACAUCCUGCGGAUGAAGCAUGAGGUGGGAGAGUUCCCAGUCCAGUUCUUUGGCUCCAAAGACUUUGUGUGGACUUACCAGGCCAGAGUCUUCACUUAUAUGGAGGGCGAUACUCACAAUAUAGAAAAAAUGGGCAAAGGUGCAGAUGCAGUGUACAAGAAGGCCCUGACUGAAGCGGCAGACCGGUUCAGAGAGCUCCAAGCAGAGAAAGAAAUAAAGCAGCUUCAAGAGAGCAGAAAAAAUGACCGGAAACCGCCUCCGUAUAGGCACAUUAAGGUAAACCGGCCCAUUGGAAAGGUGCAGAUAAUCACGGCUGACAUGUCGGAGAUCCCCCGUUGCAACUGUAAGGCUUCUGACGAAAACCCGUGCGGCAUCGACUCGGAGUGCAUUAAUCGCAUGCUGAUGUACGAGUGCCACCCUCAAGUAUGUGCUGCAGGGGAGCGAUGUCAGAACCAGGCUUUCAUGAAGAGGGAGUACACAAUUGUGGAGAUUUUCAGGACGCUGUCCCGCGGCUGGGGUCUACGCAGCGUGUCGGACAUCAAAAAGGGAGCUUUUGUGAGUGAAUACGUGGGAGAAGUGAUCGAUGAGGAAGAAUGUCGAGCCAGGAUCAGACACGCUCAGGAGAAUGACAUCUGUAACUUCUACAUGCUUACACUGGACAAGGAUCGGAUCAUUGAUGCGGGUCCCAAAGGGAACCAGGCUCGCUUCAUGAACCACUGUUGUCAGCCGAACUGUGAAACUCAGAAGUGGACUGUCAAUGGAGACACCCGGGUGGGGCUGUUUGCUCUGCAGGACAUCCCCAAAGGUGUGGAGCUGACUUUCAACUACAACCUGGAGUGUCUGGGUAAUGGGAAAACUGCCUGCAAGUGCGGAGCGCCCAAUUGUAGCGGUUUCCUGGGUGUUCGACCAAAAAGUCAGCCACAAGCGGAGAAACCAAAGGAAGGGAAAAGGAAGAUGGGCAUGAAGAAGAAGACCAAGCAGCAAGUAACGAAGGAGAGGGAGGACGAGUGCUUCAGCUGCGGUGACGGGGGUCAGAUCGUGUCCUGUAAGAAGCCGGGCUGCCCGAAGGUCUACCAUGCUGACUGUCUUCACCUGGCCAAGAGGCCUGCAGGGCGAUGGGAAUGUCCUUGGCACCAGUGUGACAUCUGUGGGAAGGAGGCGGCUUCCUUCUGCGAGAUGUGUCCCAGCUCGUUCUGUAACGAGCAUCGAGAAGGCAUGCUCUUUAUCUCCAAGCUGGACGGCAAGUUGUCCUGCAACGAACACGAUCCUUGUGGGCCCGACCCGCUGGAACCAGGGGAGAUCCGUGAAUACGUGCCCAACAUGGCCUCCAUGAGGCCCGUGCCGGGGCCCACCGCUCCCUCACUGGUCCAAGAAGAUAACGGAGCCACCUCUUGUUCUUCCCCCACUUCUGUAGCCAUCCCUUCCUCUACCAGCGAGACGCCACCAUCCGGGAAAGAGCCUCCUCCUCCUCGUCUCUACAUCAACACAAAGACUGCUACCUCCAGCUUCGUCCCUUCCAGCAGGUCUUACCUCACAGACAGAACUGACAUGGACGCUGUCUCCACUCCUGCAUCCUCCCCCCUGGACAUGAAAGAGGAGGGAGAGGUGGAGGAUGGGGAGGUGUGUGGGAUAGAGUUGGAAGAGGUGGAAGAUGAUGAUGACGAUGAUGAUGAUGACGAUGAGGAGGAUGAUGAUGAUGAUGACGAUGAGGAGGAGGAGGAUGAUGAGGAUGAGGAAGAAGACGCUGAAGAGGAGGACGGGGAGGAGGAGGAAGAGACGGAAAUGGAGGAGAUGGAGAUAGUGGAAGAUGAAGAUGAGGAAGAACCGGUAUAUGGUGGUGACAUAAUCGAGGAUGAUGAGGAUGAAGAGGACGAGGAGGGAGGAGACGUGUAUGACUCUUCGGGUGAUUGCUUGGAUGAAGAUGCUGAGGAUGGAGAGGUGGAGGGGGAACACUUGGAAUGGGUGAGCGUGGAGGACGAUGACAAGUGACGCCUUCACUGAUCCCCAGCAAGAUCCCUCAGCAGACACUGAUAGAACUGAAAGAGUUAAAUAUUUUGGUACCCACUUGAACGCAACACUGCCUUCAUUUUGGUACAACUUUGCCUUCUCAUCUCCAGACUGCUGGACUCACAGUGGAGAUGUGUGCUGGUGCUAAGAAUGGACAUUAGUUUCACUCAGUCUUUUUCUACUUCUGUCAAUAUGUUUGUUUGUGUCUGGUGCUGUUUGGUUCUGUUGUUUCACUUAUCACUGUUUACAUUUUUGGCCUUUUUUCUUUUUUUUUAUGUUUGGAAUACCAGAAAAAGGAAAAAAAAAAAACUUGAAAAGUUUCACCCGACCAAACUGUCAUCAUAAGGGCGUCUUAUGUUCUUGUUACUGUCUUAACAUUGUAUUUCUAUUUCCAAGAGUCUUUGAGCUAGUGUUCUCACUCCGUGUUACAGUUGGCCGCAGCAGCACCCUCUUGGUGCUUGUGAGGAGUGCAACAAUAAACCCACUGGAACUAUCAAAGCAAAACAUAAUGGUUCUCACAACAGAUUUGUCUGGAUUUCUGUUCUCAAACUGAAAAUUAUUGUUCUUUUCCCCCCCCUGAACAGGUAAGUUUGUGGUACGAACACAGAGAAAUAAAAAUGACGUCAUGGCAUCACAGAACCUAAAACUGCAAGUGGCUCAUACGUUAUCACUGCCGCUCCGCCGGCUGAACUACCAGAUUAUUUUACAUCUCGGGUGUUGAACACUUCACUGGGUGGUCUCAGCCAGGACAGGAAGCCAUCCCUCAUA
This is a messenger RNA of Cololabis saira (Pacific saury), 7640 nucleotides long. It is a transcript of the gene nsd1a, whose product is annotated as nuclear receptor binding SET domain protein 1a. NCBI's taxonomy places the organism in Eukaryota, Metazoa, Chordata, Actinopteri, Beloniformes, Belonidae. The record is from RefSeq and is a predicted model, not a curated record. Bases 369 to 6854 code for a protein of 2161 amino acids. Gene Ontology annotation, biological process: regulation of DNA-templated transcription. Gene Ontology annotation, molecular function: protein binding; histone H3K36 methyltransferase activity. The transcript has 23 exons. Gene Ontology annotation, cellular component: nucleus; chromatin.